UGCACAUGCACACACCUCCAUGGACUAAAUUGCACACGGGGACCCCACCGCGACCAUCAUUCCGCUAGUGAGCUGGCUAUGCAUUCAUCAGGCAGAUAAUUUACCUUUCAAUCAAAAGAGCUGGUCACACACUGGAGCGCACUUUUUUGACAACUUUAUUUCAAAACCUCCUGCAGAAAAAAGGCGACCCACUUCGGGCUGAUUGUGGAUUAGAUGCAUGUCAAUGAUUCGGAGGCUUUUUUAGGCUGAGACAAGGACCCAAAGGAUAUAUCAAGGAAUAAAUCAAGUAAAAGAAGAGAAAAAAGUUUCCUCCAUCAUCAUGCAGAGGUACAACUUUAUACAGUGCUUAGUGGCGCUCGUCUUCCUGGGACUGUCAGGGAGCGACGAGCCCAAUCUGCUGCAGCCUCCUGCCAGCGAGACGCCCACGGACGCGGGGCUGUAUCUGCUGGACGAGGACGCUGGCUCCCACGAAUGCUCCGCCUGCGUUUGGAGGGAGCAAAGCAAGGUGCUGCGGCUGGAGACCAUCAAGUCCCAGAUCCUGAGCAAGCUGCGCCUGAAGCAGGCGCCCAACAUCAGCCGGGAGGUAGUCAACCAGCUGCUGCCCAAGGCGCCCCCGCUCCAGCAGCUCCUGGAUCACCACGACUUCCAGGGAGACGCGUCGGCCCAGGACGAGUUCAUGGAGGAGGACGAGUACCACGCCACGACGGAGUCCGUGAUUACCAUGGCCUCAGAGCCGGAGCCCCUGGUGCAGGUGAACGGGAAGCCCAGCUGCUGCUUCUUCAAGUUCAGCCCUAAACUUAUGUUCACUAAGGUGCUGAAGGCCCAGCUGUGGGUGUAUCUGCGACCGCUGCAGCAGACCUCCACCGUCUAUCUGCAGAUCCUGCGAUUGAAGCCUGUCACGGAACAAGGCAGCCGUCACAUCCGCAUCCGCUCUCUCAAGAUAGAGCUCAACUCCAGGGUCGGCCACUGGCAAAGCAUUGACUUCAAGCAUGUGUUGCAGAACUGGUUUAAACAGCCCCACACCAACUGGGGAAUCGACAUCAACGCCUUUGAUGAGAGCGGCAAUGACCUGGCAGUUACCUCGCUGCGACCCGGGGAGGAGGGGCUGCAGCCGUUCCUGGAAGUGAAGGUUCUUGAGACCACCAAACGUUCUCGAAGGAACCUUGGAUUAGACUGCGAUGAGCAUUCCACUGAGUCCCGCUGCUGCCGCUACCCUCUGACUGUGGACUUCGAGGCGUUCGGCUGGGACUGGAUCAUUGCCCCCAAGCGUUAUAAAGCCAACUACUGCUCCGGCCAAUGCGAGUACAUGUUUAUGCAGAAGUAUCCGCACACCCACCUGGUUCAGCAUGCCAACCCGCGCGGCUCCGCAGGGCCCUGCUGCACCCCGACCAAGAUGUCCCCGAUUAACAUGCUUUACUUCAACGACAAGCAGCAGAUUAUCCAUGGCAAGAUCCCAGGGAUGGUGGUGGAUCGAUGUGGCUGCUCUUAGGCUGCAGAAGGAGAUACACACACUUACGUUCAGAUCUCAAUAAACCACCCAAAACCCCUAUGGAGCUCUCUAGGCACCAGAUAUCACUUUUGCUCUGCCACAGAAACAUCCUGUUGGGUUUCCAUUUUUUCCAGUAAUUAAUUUGAUUCUAACUGUAUAAAAAAAAAAGUUAUAAAUGAAAACAAGAAUCAAAAAAAGAACUAAAGAUGGAAAUACGGUAUAUUAUGAAUGAUUUGGGUCUGGUUGUGGAGCAGCCUCAGAAAACGGCAAGACAAAACUAUGUUAUAGAGUACAUGUUAGUUUUGUGAUUUUUAUUUUGUAUGGCAUCUUUGUGAAGUGUCCAGGUUAUGGGAAUGUGUUGACAGGUGACAUGAGUAUAUUUCAUCAAGCAGCAUCAGUUUUUAGAGUCGGUUUCAAAAUAUUUAAUUCUCAAUUACUUACUUCCAGGAAAUAAUUUUAUCCAUUUAAAUAUUUGCAAGGUGGGGGGGCGGCAGGAUCAUAAUCAUUUUGCAGUUCAUUAAUUUUAAAGCAACUCCAUAGCUGCAACAAAUAAUAAUAAUAAUGUGCAGAGGUUUUACAUGUUGAAAAAAUGUUUGGACAAAUCCGAAAUGUUGUUUACAAAUGUUUAGAAAUCUAAAAUGUUGUGGAGAUCAAAAACCAAACCUAUUGUUAAUUGUUAAAUUAUGUCCUCCCAAUUAAUUCAGCAAAAUCUCAGUGAAAAUUAAUAGGAAAUAUUUAACCAUUAACGCAUCAGAAACUUGGAAGAGAAGAAAUUGCAGCCCUGCAGGAUUACAAGAAAACACCAUAAUUUUUCAAUAUUAAGUAGAAAAUCACACUUAACCUCUGUUGUUUAAAAAGACAUAGAGAAAAUACAUUAUUUCUUUAUUUAAAAACAGUUCAAGCUCCAUAUGUAAUCAGACACAAAAAAUGAACACUAUAACAUAGUUCGGCUUACAGUACCGGUGGGAAGCUCAUCAUGGGUGUGGAUGUCAUUUUAAUUUGGAUUUGUUGUUAAUAUUUAUGUAUUUAGAUACAGGCUAAAAUAUAUACAUUUGCACAAAUAUUGAGUUGAAUGUCGCUUACCAAGCUGCAGAGAACCUACAUCCUUUUAUUUUACCCAUCAGCAAGCUUCUGGUACAAUUGUUGCAGAAUAUUGGACCACUCUUCUUUUCAGAAUCAGUAGAUCUCAUUUAAAUUGUUUUUAUUUUUACUUACCAGGAUUGAGGUCUAAGCCAUUCUAAAAGCCCAAUGUUAGCCAGUUUUAUCCAUUCCAGAACCAGUUUUGAUCUGUGUUUUGGAUCAUUGUCCUACUGGAAGAACCAUUUAUGUCCAAGUUUUAACCAUGUAUCUUGUGGAUUUGAGGUGAGGCUGAAGAAUUUGGAGGUUGUUCUCCCUCUUCAUCAUUGCACCUACUUUGUGCAAUGCUGCAGUAUCACUUGCAGCAAAACAACUACACAGCAUGAUGGUACCACCACCAUGCUUGGCAGGUGGUACAGUGUUCCCAACUUUGAAAGUACUAACUUUACUCCACCAAACAUUCUUGCAACUUGCAACUCUCCUGGAUUGUUCAUAUUUAUCCUAACUUAUGUCCUUUCCUCUGAUGAUGACAGUUUGCAUCAAAGUGCCGAUACGUGGACAUACUGAAACUGAGUAUUGCAACAGAACAAUGAAACAAAACACACAUCAAAACUGGUUUUGCAGUAGACAAAGAAGGCGGGCAGUAAGCAUGUGGAAUGGCCCCAACUUAAACUUGAUUGAAAAUAUAUUAACUAAAAAGCUGGGAAACCCAUCAAAUUUAAAUGAGCUCAACCAAUUUUGCUAAGAAAAGGAGAGAAAUAUCUAGCCAUAACUUUACCAGAAGCUUACUAAUGGCUACAAAAAGGGAGUAGUUUCUCUGAGGAAGAUAUAAUGAAAUAUUAAUCAGAGUGUAGUUUUAUAUAUAUAUAUAUAUAUAUAUAUAUAUAUAUAUAUAUAUAUAUAUAUAUAUAUAUAUAUAUAUAUACAUAUAUAUAUAUAUAUAUUUUUUUUUUAAGCCUCUGUAUACAAUUUUGACCAUUCGUAAAACCUUGUACUCCUAAAUCUUGUUUUUAAAAUUAUCGAAGGUCUCUUUUAUACACUCGUUAAACCCUGAAAAAGGAAUAAUAAAAAUGUGUCAUUAUGAGUGCAAACUCAAUAUGACAUUCAUGCCCAUGGUGUGCAUAAAAAUCGGACCAGAACUGUAAAUAAGCUGGAAGUAGUGAAAAAUAUUUUUAUCUCUAAAAGUUCCUCUAUUUUGCAUUUAUGUAAAAAAAAAAAAAAAAACACUUAAAAGACGUUAGCUAUUUUACUCCUGUAUCGUUAGCAUUUUUUCCUCAAUGCUAGAGAGUGAGCAGUAGUGCUGUUAUUAAAAUUAUUGCUCCCAUAACUCACAACAUACCACUAAGUCUGUAACUAGAAUGGAAUAAAAUAAAAUAAAAACAAAAGAGACCGGAAUCAUAAGCAGCUUUAGUUUAGAGAACAUGUUGGAUUGCAUUUUGAAAAGCCCCCAUCCAUCUCAGCCUCCACUGCAUCAUCAUCAUCAUCCCCAUCAUUAUAGAGAAAAUAAUGUUAGUGCUUAAGCAGAGUAGAUUAGUAUGCUCGAAGCUUGUCUUUGUCUCCUGGAUGUCAAAGCAAAGAUAUCCUUUUGUUAUAAAAACGAAAGCACUAUGCUGUUGGAUAAAGUGAGAGCCUUCUGACAUUAUAUAUAAAUGAUAUAUGUAUAUAUUAAAAAAAGGGGUUACAAAAACCCUUUUGGGGGGCACUCUACCUUACCAACAAUAAAUUUUGCACUAUGGGACGUUCGUGGCGUGAGGAGCUGAAGUGUUGUUUGCGUUUUAUCAAGCACAAGAGAGCUUGUACAGUAUAGGAUAAAAAAAGAAAUAUUCAUGCUUCUGGUGAUAAACCAGAAAAGUAGAGAAGUUUUCACUUCUUUUUUGAUACCAUCACAUUUUCCUGACUUUGUCUGAAGCGGGGGCCUGUCCAUACUCCCACACACUUUGAUUCAAUCUGGAACCUGGAUGUACUGUAAAGGCAGCCUUAAAGGCCUCUGUUCCCACUUAAACCGUGUGUAAUAUAUGUCUGGAUCUAUGGAAAUGCUUUAACUGGAAAUGGCCCACCCAUCAACCUUAAUUUGUUUUUGUGUUAGAAAGAUUGAAAACUUUUAACUUAACGUAUCAUCUGUCUCGUACUUUUUUUUUGCUUUUGUGCGUAUUGUAAAUGAGAGCAGCCAUUUUAAUAAAAAAAAAUGGGAGGAGUAUCCAGGGAUCGUUAGCCAAAGUAGAGGACGACGAAUUGUGUGCCAUAACCUUUGUGAUUGCAGGAACAUGCUAGAACAUUUCAAAGGGAGGAAAAGGCUGGUUUAGGGGCUGUGGUUUAAAAAAAUGAUCGGUUAUUUAUUACUUACAAUGCAUUUCCAAGUCUGUCUACCUCACUUUAGCUUUCAAAUACUUUUUUUCUUCCAGAAAAAUCAGUGCAAACAUAAAACUAAAACAUAAAAGAGCCACAUCCCCUCCAAAAAUUUUGACGCAUAGCACAGGGUCCCCUUGCUCUCAGGUUCAGGUUAAGUUGCUAACAGAGUGACUGACGGACAUGCAUGGUCAAAGGAAAAGAAAUUAGCUGUGCCCACCUCUGUGGUUUAACUAUGUUCAAAGCUGUUGAGAAUUUUGUUUUAGUGUUUUUAAACUUGUAUGUCUGAGAGUUUUUGUUUUGUUUUCAUAUAAAUAUAUGAGAGUAACAAAUAUCUAUGUAAAUACAACCCAAAUGUUAACUUUUAUCAUGUUUUGGACAGGUUCACCGCUUCUAACUGUGUCUCUCUGUUCCCCUUCAUACCUGUUAUUUGUGUAGUGAAAAAGAAAGGAAAUCACCCCAUCUCUGUAGUUUAAUGGAUGUGUAUAAAUAACUGUAUUAUUUUUGCCUUUUGUGGUUUAUUUACUGUCAUUUUCUUUUGUACAAUAAAUCAUUUAUUUAGCUUA
Molecule: messenger RNA, 5478 nt
Organism: Girardinichthys multiradiatus
Lineage: Eukaryota; Metazoa; Chordata; Actinopteri; Cyprinodontiformes; Goodeidae
Gene: gdf11
Product: growth differentiation factor 11
Exons: 3
Coding region: 320-1489 (389 amino acids)
Biological process (GO): SMAD protein signal transduction
Cellular component (GO): extracellular region
Molecular function (GO): growth factor activity; cytokine activity
Source: RefSeq, a predicted model, not a curated record